AUGGCUUUUCACAUCAGAUUCGAUUGCCGCAGAUCUGACCCGAAAUAUGUGAGAGCAGUUGUGACGGCCCUACGUUAUGUUGGAAAGAUGGGAUUCUGGGAAAGUUUUCUCACGAAGAAAGUUUAUGAAGAACUGGUCAAGGAAGAGGGCCCGACUUUCUGUCAGCAUAUCAGUAACGAAGAGAUAAAAAGAAUCAUGUGCAAGCAGGCGAAGCAAGCGAAACUGUCGAAAGAAAUGAAGAAGGAAGAUCAGAUUCGCCUUCAGAAAAGCGAGGAGCUUCUGCAAGCCCUACAGGCAUCACAUUUCAUUUUCUCUUAUGAUGAUCCUCCCGUCGUGGGCAGCGCCUAUCCACUUACAAAUCAAGUGCUUGAGGACUAUCUUGGAAGUGCAUGUUGUGCUUCACGUAAUUCUGAGCCAUUGUUUGAGGAUGGGAAGAGCCCCUUUUUUGGUGAAGCCCAGAAGUAUGAUAUUGACCCCGAGGUCAUGGGAUCGAAUGAGAUUUACCACCCUGACUACCCCGAAAAUAAUGGGGUCCUUUCACCGGCGGACGGAGUGGUCAACAUUGUGACGAUUAGUUAUGGUGCUGGUGCAACUGAACAUGACGUUGAACAUUAUGAAAAUCAGUUGGGUCAAGAAGUUAACGAAAUCGCUACUGUUGUUAUUGAUGAAGUGAAGCCACCUACAAUGGAACCAUUUUCGGAGAUUGAUGCUUUACGUCAGGCUCAACCGUACCGUCUACCACCUAAGAAGCGUCAUAGGUUCCAUCCAUUUGGCAUGAAAUCUUCAAAGAUAAAACGCCAGGUUUGA
Messenger RNA from Cooperia oncophora, 807 nucleotides. Lineage: Eukaryota; Metazoa; Nematoda; Chromadorea; Rhabditida; Trichostrongylidae. The record is from the annotation of a GenBank genome assembly.